AUGGCUGGAUAUCCAAACGAUUAUUCAUAUCAACAAUCAUCCAGGUUUCAUCCACAACAAGCUUAUCAGCAACAAGGAUACUCCCCUCAGGGAGGGCACCAAGGGUAUCAGCAACAAGAACAUUCUCCUCAAGGUGGUCGUCAACAAGAGUAUUCUCCUCAAGGAGGACGUCAGCAAGGAAACUCCCCUCAGGGUGGAUACCAACAAGGUUAUUCUCCUCAAGCAGGACAUCAACAAGGGCAGCAAGGGUAUCAACAGGAUUAUUAUAAUCAGCGAAAUAAUACUACAUCACCUGGUGCGGAUUAUUAUAACCAACGAACAAACACUUCAUCACCUGGUUCUGAUUAUUAUAACCAGCGAGCAAACACUUCAUCACCUGGUACGGAUCAUUAUAACCAACGAACUAACACUACAUCACCUGGUGCGGAUUAUUAUAACCAACGAAAUAACACUUCACCAGUCGGUGUACAAAAUCAUUCAUUGCAAAGACAACAGAAUUGGCCUGAACAUCAAGCUGUAAACUUACAACCUGAUCGUUCUAUUGAUGAUAGGGCUAAUAAAAGAAGGUCUUACCGUCACAUUGAACUUACUAACGGGAACUUAGUACUUGAUUGUCCUGUGCCAGACAAAGUACUUCGUAACGUGGGUUUUACGAAAGGAGAUGAAUUUGAACAUAUGAGAUACACCGCUGUCACGUGUGAUCCCGAUGAUUUCAUUAAAAACAAAUAUUUGCUCCGACCUCGUAUUUACGGACGAGAAACAGAGCUAAUGAUUGUUAUGACAAUGUAUAAUGAAGAUGAUAAAUUGUUUAUUAAAACUAUGUCUUCUGCUAUCAAAAAUGUUGCCUACCUUUGCUCAAAAAAAAGAUCAAAAACAUGGGGGGAAGAUGGUUGGAAAAAAGUGGUGGUAGUAAUCGUCUCUGAUGGACGUAAUAAAAUCAAUCAGCGUGUAUUAAAAGUUCUUGGAGCUAUGGGUGUUUAUCAAGAUGGUAUUAUGCAAGACAAUGUUGAUGGAAAACCUGUUACUGGGCAUCUUUUUGAAUAUAGUUCUCAAUUAAUGGUUGACAAAGAAUUUAGCAUUCGUGGUUCGGACAAGAAGUUGUCGCCUGUACAAGUCUUGUUUUGUUUAAAAGAAAAGAAUGCCAAGAAGUUAAAUUCACAUCGAUGGUUUUUUAAUGCUUUCGCCGCUCAAUUAAAGCCCAAUGUUUGUGUUUUACUUGACGUUGGCACUAAACCUUCUGGUACUUCGAUUUACCAUUUAUGGAAAGCUUUUGAUCGCGAUCCAGGAGUUGGAGGUGCUUGUGGUGAAAUCAAAGCCGAACUUGGAACUGCAUGGUUGAACCUCAUUAACCCAUUAGUUGCAUCCCAAAAUUUUGAAUAUAAGAUGUCCAACAUAUUAGAUAAACCUUUAGAGUCUGUUUUUGGUUAUAUUUCCGUGUUGCCUGGUGCUUUCUCAGCUUAUAGAUACAGAGCAUUACAAAAUACUGCACCUGGUAAAGGACCUUUGGCUUCAUACUUUAAAGGUGAAGCUAUGCAUGGUUCUAGUGCGGCUGAUGCUGGUAUCUUUGAAGCUAAUAUGUAUUUGGCUGAAGAUCGUAUUUUAUGCUUCGAGCUUGUUGCUAAAAAACACGAGUCCUGGAAAUUGAAAUAUGUUAAGUCUGCUAAAGCUGAAACUGAUGUUCCAGACAAUGUAGCUGAAUUUAUUUCACAACGUCGUCGUUGGUUAAAUGGAUCUUUCUUUGCAGCUUUCUAUUCUAUUGCUCACUUUACUAGGAUUUGGUCUUCUGGUCAACCUUUUUACAGAAUGGUCUUGUUACAAAUAGAGUUUAUAUAUAAUGCGAUUAAUUUAAUUUUCAAUUGGUUUGCUUUGGGUAAUUUCUAUUUGGCCUUCUUCUUUUUAACGCAAUCUACCAUUGCAACUCUUGAUCUGUAUGGAAGGGAAAUGUUUAAUUUUGCGCGUUCUCUUUACGUGAUGGUUAUAAUCACAGUUUUUAUUUGUUCUAUGGGUAACAGACCUCAAGGAUCAAAAAAGAUAUAUAUAUUGUGUAUACUUGUGUUUGCACUUCUAAUGUUGACAAUGAUGGGUUGUGCCGCCUACACUGUCUUUUUAAGUUUCAAAGAUACCGAUUUAAAGAGUCUUACGAAUAUCAAAAACGCUCUUAAACAAGCUGCGUUCAGAGAUAUUGUAAUUUCCUUACUAUCAACUUACGGUCUUUAUUUUGGUGCCUCAAUACUUCACUUAGAACCCUGGCAUAUGAUUACCUGUUUAGUUCAAUAUACUUUACUUAUUCCAUUUUACGUUAACAUCCUAAUGGUUUACGCGUUCUGUAACACACAUGAUGUUUCAUGGGGAACAAAAGGUGAUAAUGGAAGCUCUGGAGGAUUAGGAAGUGCCCAGGUGGUACCCGGUAAAGAUGGAAAACAAAUGAUGAAAGUAGAAAUGCUUCAUGAACGUGAAGAUAUUAAUGCGGCAUAUGACGACUUGGUUAAAGAUCUUAGAAUUAAAGUACACGAAGAAAAAAAGCAUAGAGAUGCUGCAACUAAAAAAGAGGAUUAUUAUAGAAUGUUUAGAACUAACCUUGUUCUAGCUUGGAUGUUUUCUAACGCUAUCCUAGUAGUGUUCUUUACUUCUGAUACUUGGAAUAAAUACUUGUUGUCAAAAUCAAAUGGAGAUGUUGUCUUUAACCCAUAUUUAACAUUUAUUUUUUGGUCCGUUACUGGUCUUUCUGCAUUUAGAGCAUUCGGUUGUGUAUGGUAUUUAAUCCUUAGAAUGAUAUUUGGUUAG
Molecule: messenger RNA, 2784 nt
Organism: Cetraspora pellucida
Lineage: Eukaryota; Fungi; Glomeromycota; Glomeromycetes; Diversisporales; Gigasporaceae
Source: the annotation of a GenBank genome assembly